AUGGCACUUCCAGAUCCAUCUCCCGAUCUGCCUGACGAAUCUGAAGCCUCGCUUCUUCCACGUUUUUCCCAGGAGGAAGAAGCAGCCUUGCUACAGGAGUCUAAUGCGCAAAAAAGCACAGCAAACAAAUUCUUUACCUCAUCACAGUACUCACAAGCCAUAGGCGAGUACGACAAAGCGCUGUCAUCUUGCCCGAACUACCUAGAAUACGAAAUCGCCGUACUGAAAAGUAACAUCGCUGCCUGCCACUUGAAGCUCGAGGACUGGAAAGCGGCUGUUGAGUCAGCUACAGCGGCUCUAGAUGCCUUGGACAGGCUCUUGCCCAAGAAGAAAGAGAACAAGGAGGAUGACGCCGAGAAAGACGGAGGUGUUGUGGAGAUUGAAGGCGAAGGCGCGGAAGCAGAAGAAGAGCUUAAGAAGCUUGAAAUGAGUGACCAGCGGCGCGAUGACAUCCUCCGCAUACGCUCCAAAGCUCUCAUGCGUCGAGCGAAAGCAAAUUCAGAGCAAGGAGGAUGGGGAAAUCUACAAGGUGCCGAGGAUGAUUACAAGGCUCUUGCACAACUACCGACGCUGCCACCACAAGACCAAAAGAUCGUCCAGGCAGCUUUGAGAAGUCUACCGCCACGCAUCAAUACAGCCAAGGAGAGGGAGAUGGGCGAUAUGAUGGGCAAGCUGAAGGAAUUGGGCAAUGGUAUACUGAAACCGUUCGGGCUGUCGACGGAUAAUUUCAAGAUGGACAAAGAUCCGAAUACUGGUAGUUAUAGCAUGAACUUUAAUCAGGGCAGGUAG
Letharia columbiana is the source of this 789-nucleotide messenger RNA. RefSeq lists its product as uncharacterized. Lineage: Eukaryota; Fungi; Ascomycota; Lecanoromycetes; Lecanorales; Parmeliaceae. Gene Ontology annotation, molecular function: protein binding. The transcript has 2 exons. The coding region runs from base 1 to 789 and encodes 262 amino acids. The record is from RefSeq and is a predicted model, not a curated record.